Messenger RNA from Pelobates fuscus (common spadefoot toad), 3901 nucleotides. RefSeq names its product fibroblast growth factor receptor like 1 (gene FGFRL1). The record is from RefSeq and is a predicted model, not a curated record. NCBI's taxonomy places the organism in Eukaryota, Metazoa, Chordata, Amphibia, Anura, Pelobatidae. The coding region runs from base 1012 to 2466 and encodes 484 amino acids. Gene Ontology annotation, cellular component: plasma membrane. Gene Ontology annotation, molecular function: fibroblast growth factor binding; fibroblast growth factor receptor activity. The transcript has 7 exons.
CAGGUGGGCGUGUCUUCUGUUCUGCUCUGCGGUCCCCUUGAAUCACAAAGCCUGCGGGUUAGCGCACUGCAAGGCUCAUCCUCUAUGUACCCGGGAUCACCCCGAGCAGCCACCCGGGGAGAGUCACACUGAGCAGCCACCCUGAGCAGCCUCCUACCCGGGAUCACCCUGAACAGCCACCCGGGGAGAGUCAGCAGGAGCCAUCAGUAGGAACCCAGACUGGAUACACAAGCAGGGACCUGAUUAGCCUGGAACCAUCAUCAGCAGGAACUCAGUCAGGAGCUAGCAACAGGGACCUAGCCAGGAGCCACGGGCAGGAGCCAUCAGCAGGGACCCAGGCAGGAGCCAUCAGCAGGGACCCAGCCAGGAGCCACAGGCAGGAGCCAUCAGCAGGGACCCAGCCAGAAGCCAUCAGCAGGGACCCAGCCAGGAGCCAUCAGCAGGGACCCAGCCAGGAGCCAUCAGCAGGGACCCAGCCAGGAGCCAUCAGCAGGGACCCAGCCAGGAGCCAUCAGCAGGGACCUAGCCAGGAGCCACAGGCAGGAGCCAUCAGCAGGGACCCAGUCAGGAGCCAUCAGCAGGGACCCAACCAGGACCCCUUGGCAGAAGGCAGCCUGGAUACCCCAGGGUACAGAGCAGUGCUUGGCUUCUAGGAUUCUUUAAUAAGAGUGUGGUGUUUGUGUUCAGCAGUAAAAAGGCAGUGCAGCUGCUGGAUUUACCCCCUGUCUGGGGCACAGGCAGUCUUUACACCUAAACUGCUGGCCGUAGUGGAAACCUUACUAAUGCACAACCUCCUGCACUUCUAGCCCCACAUACCCACUGGACGGGCAUCUGCUGGGCAGCGCGGGGCUGAUUGUGCCAUCUGGAUCUGAUGAAAAGGAGCUCAUGGGGCAGCAGACAGGGCUAUUGGAUGCCCAGUGACCGUGUUAGGGUUCAGCAGACUGAGAACCUAAUUGACUUAGACACGUUGGAGGAAUCUAUUGGUCAUUUAUUGGUGUAAUCCCUCCCAGAAUGGAAUACCAGUUUGCAUUCCUCAUAAUGGGAAUAAUUGCAUUUUCCGACUCAGCAAGAGGUCCCCCACGGAUUGCUGAUAAAGUCAUUCACAGGCAAACCGUCCGGUUGGGAAGAACCAUCAAACUUUUGUGUCCUGUGGAAGGUGAUCCACCUCCACUUACAAUGUGGAUGAAGGAUGGACGGACCAUUCACCCCGGCUGGACGAGGUUCCGAGUUUACCAGCAAGGGAUGAAGAUUAAAGACGUGGAAAGUGAGGAUACAGGAACUUACAUCUGCAAAGCAACCAAUGGAUUUGGGAGUAUCAAUGUGAACUACACCCUCAUCGUGAUCGAUGACUCGAGUGCUGGGAAAACCAAUCAACCGCCUGAUGGGCCAAAUAUAGAAUUGGAAGACCUUUCUGGAAAGCAGUGGGCUCGACCCAGGUUUACACAGCCAGCUAAAAUGAGGAAGAGAGUGAUUGCUCGUCCAGUCGGGAGCUCGGUACGCCUCAAGUGCAUCGCCAGUGGAAAUCCUAGGCCAGACAUUACCUGGCUGAAAGAUAGCAAGCCUCUAAGCUCUCAGGAUAUUGGAGAAAACAAGAAAAAGAAAUGGACCUUAAACCUAAAGAGUCUUAAACCCGAGGACAGUGGGAAGUACACCUGCCAGGUGUUCAACAGAGUGGGACAAAUUAAUGCCACAUACAAAGUAGAAGUAAUUCAGAGAACCCGGUCAAAGCCAAUUUUAACUGGUAACCACCCAGUCAAUACCACAGUGGACUUUGGUGGGACUACAUCUUUCCAGUGUAAAGUUCGUAGUGAUGUCAAACCUGUUAUCCAGUGGUUGAAGAGAGUGGAAUAUGGAACAGAGAACAAGUACAAUUCUACUAUUGAUGUUGGAGGACAGAAGUUCAUCGUUCUACCAACAGGCGAAGUUUGGUCAAGGCCAGACGGGUCCUAUUUAAAUAAACUUAUCAUCACAAGAGCCAAAGAGGAAGAUGCUGGCAUGUAUAUUUGCCUUGGUGCCAACACAAUGGGAUAUAGUUUCAAAAGUGCUUUUCUAGCAGUAAAACCAGAUCCAAAGCCUCCCAUCGCAACAACUACUUCUUCUCCCAGCAGUCUUCCAUGGCCGGUGAUUAUUGGUAUUCCCGCUGCAGCCGUUUUUAUAUUUGGAACAAUUCUCCUUUGGCUCUGUCAAACCAAAAAGAAACCUUGUUCACCACCAGCUGCAGCAGUUGUCCAUAGACAAGCACAGAGGGUCUGCAUACCUCAAAUGCCAGACAAAGACUGCAUCUCCUCCAUAAACUAUGAGGAUUACGUUGCCCAACAGCAACAUCUACUUCCACAAGGACCUGUUUUGGCACCAGGAGUGGCUACAAAAAUGUACCCAAAGAUAUACACAGAUAUCCACACCCAUACACAUUCUCACGUGGAAGGAAAAGUUCACCAGCAUCAGCACAUUCAUUUUCAAUGUUAAAUGCGAGCCAUACCGAAUUGACUUGUUUCCUCAGCGGUACCUCAGAAAGACUGCUCGGUUCAGCUUACACUGCCAGUAGACAUGGAUUCAAAAAUUAAUUAUUUUAUUAAUGCAAGUAAAAUGUUGACAGAGAAUGGAAAUAAUGAAGGAUAAUUAAAUCCCUGAUAAAAAUAAAUAAAAUAUCAGGGUUUUUUUUUUUGGUUUUUUUUUUGGUUUUUUUUUUUAUACUUGUAUGUAACUGCAGAAGCGACCAGGAGCAGAAGAAGAAGCACAGAGUUCCCUACAAAAUAAUGGGACAGAAAGCAGGUUGCUGUCUGUCACAAAUGCUGUUUAUUUAUGUCCUCUAAACAGUGCCUUUUUUUUCUGGCCUAUUCAUUGGUCGGAAACUUUGGUGCUCCCAAGGGGUGGCGUCAAGAGAGUUAAUUAGACCGGAAAACUUUGGAAGGGUUUGCAUGAAGAAAGAUUGCAAUAGAUAUAAGCUAGCAUGUUUUUUUUGUUUUCAUUUUUUUUUUUUCCUUAGAAUGGAAAAUGUUUGCAUCAGUUUCAUUGUCUUUGCGAACGUUUCUGGUGUUUUUCUAAGUGCCUGCCCUAUUUGAGAAUCAGUGUAAAGACACACAAGAGCAAAUGUGCGUCACUCUUUUUAUGUUUUGUCUUUAUAAUCAUGUCUCGUAACGCUGCAGUGUGUUGUUUUUUUUGUUUUGUUUUUUUCUUUAAAGAAAGAAAAAAAUUAAUUCUGGAAAGAUUCCGGGCUAAUCAAUGCAAACAAUUGAAACAGUUUGAUAAAAUGAAAUUGGUGUAUUUUGUGUGUUUAAAUUGCAUUCUUUAGAAGAGUAAUAUUUUUCAAUUCAUAAAAGCAAUAGUGUGUUGGUGGCUUUCAAAAAUGCCUUAACAUCAUUGUGUUGAUGAUAUGGACUUCAGAAAAAAACAAAAAAACAUUCAUAAAUAUAGAAAAUGUGUAAUUCUAUAUAGAUUUUAAACUAAAGCCAUGUAUAUUUAAUUUAUUUUGUUAAACAGAAAGUGUCUAUGUAAAAUAUUAUUUUCAACAAAAUGGUAAUUUCUAUACAUAUUUUUGCGUGAAUUUGUAAGAUUUUUUUAUUUAUAUAUAUUUUUUUCUUUUUAGCUGUGACUCCUCAAAGUUAACUAUGUAGCAACUACUCAUUGGCAUUUAACGAUUACAGUAAGAGGCAGAAGUUGACCGAAAAAUGGGAUUAAAAUGUACUUUUUAUUCCUAUUUUACGCACUGCAGAUUUUACGGUAAUCUUUAAAUCCAUAUCAGAUCCAGAGUCAUCUUAUUUUUGUAUGCUUUGCUAAACUACAAAAAAUAUACCAUCUGCAACUGAGAAACUUUUUGACAAUCUUGUACAGAAAUCCUAACCCCAUUGUAAAGGCUUUAUGAGACAUUUAGUUAAAAAUACAUGCCAAUGUUUUCAAAUAU